Spirodela intermedia is the source of this 2183-nucleotide messenger RNA. The record is from the annotation of a GenBank genome assembly. Lineage: Eukaryota; Viridiplantae; Streptophyta; Magnoliopsida; Alismatales; Araceae.
AUGGCGGCAAGGGGCAGAGGAACAGGAGGCCGCAACUCGUCACACUUUUGUCCCUCUUCCUCCUCUCUCGCCGCCGCCGCCGCCGGCUCUCUGUCCUCCCUCUUCCUCCUUGUGAGUCUCCCCCUGUCUCGAGCAUCCGCAGCGCCUUCGCCAUCUCCGUCCCCCGAGCCGGCAUUCGACUAUGGCGACGCCCUCACCAAGAGCCUUCUGUAUUUCGAGAGUCAGCGCUCCGGCCGGUUGCCGUACAACCAACGAGUCAACUGGCGCGGCCACUCCGGCCUCACCGAUGGCCUCGAGCAGGGGGUGAGUACCAAGCUGGGCAGACAGACACCCCAUCUCUCUACUCUCCACGCUCUCUGUACUUUCUCUCUCUCUCUGUGCUGUGGGUCACCGAGGGGGUGUUGCAGGUGGAUCUGGUGGGGGGCUACUACGACGCCGGCGACCACGUGAAAUUCGGGCUGCCGAUGGCCUUCACGGUGACGAUGCUGGCGUGGGGAGUGAUCGAGUACGGCGAGGAGAUCGCCGCCGCCGACGAGUAUGGUCACGCGCUGGAGGCCAUAAAGUGGGGCACCGACUACUUCAUCAAGGCUCACACCCAGCCGAACGUUCUCUGGGCGGAGGUCGGGGAGGGCGACACCGACCACUACUGCUGGCAGCGGCCCGAGGACAUGACCACCUCGCGGCAGGCCUACAAGAUCGACGCCGACCACCCCGGCUCCGACCUCGCUGGCGAGACGGCGGCGGCCAUGGCCGCCGCCUCCAUCGUCUUCCGUCGCCGGAGUCCCCACUAUUCCCUCCUCUUGCUACACCACGCACGACAGUUGUUCCAGUUCGGCGAUGAGCACCGGGGACACUACGACCGGAGCGUGGCCGAAGCGAAGAAAUCCUACUCGUCGAUCAGCGGGUACAAUGACGAGCUGCUCUGGGCUGCUCUGUGGCUGCACAUGGCCGAUGCCGGAGGCGACGGCGGCUGGCGUUACCUCGACUAUGUGCUGAGGAAUGGGCACGCGCUCGGGGGCACCGGCUGGGCCAUCAAUGAGUUCAGCUGGGACAUCAAAUAUGCCGGCGUUCAGGUCCUCGCCGCCAAGGUAAUCCCGCUCCACGCCUCUCCCUGUCGAACAUUUCCUUGGCUUCUCCCUCUCCGAUUGAUCAUCUUUGCUCUAGUUAGCGUUCACAGGCGGAAUGCAUGGGCCCAUUCCUUCGGCUACGACUCGUAGAUCACCACCCCGAUAGACAUUCAUAUAUAUUUAUAUCUAGAGAGAGAGAGACUAGAGUAGUUAAUCCAUGGCAGGGAUCUGGUCAAUGCCACUGGUUAGAGAGGGAGAGGGAGAGGGAGAGAGAGAGAGAGAGAGUAGGCCAAGCUCCGGACCCACUCUGGCUGGUUGGAGAGACAGAGGGUGAAAGAGCCGCGCUGACUGCCAUAAUGAGCUCACAGAUACCGGCCCACUCUAUUCUUUUUAAAGAAACAUAUCUUACGUUCACGUCGCUUUGCUCGGCAUCCUAAGGUAUUGAUGGAGGGAGGGCGGGCCCAGUUGACAGACGAGGCGGAGGCCACCCUUAAGAAGUUCAGAUCCAAGGCGGAGCACUACCUCUGCGCCUGCCUCGGCAAGAACAACGGAUCCAACGUCCACCGGACCCCGGGGGGCCUCCUCUACGUCCGCCACUGGAACAAUAUGCAGUACGUGUCCGGCGCCACCUUCCUCCUCACCGUCUACGCCGACUACCUCCGCCGGGUAAACCAGGCGCUUCCCUGCCCCGACGGCGCCGCCGGGCCCUCCGAGCUCCUCUCCGCCGGAAAGUCGAUGGUCGAUUACAUCCUCGGCGCCAAUCCGAUGGGCCUCAGUUACCUGGUGGGCUUCGGGCCGCACUUUCCCCGGCGGGUGCACCACCGGGGAAGCUCUAUCGUCUCGCACAAGGAGAGCAAAGGCUUCAUAGGUUGCAUGCAGGGGUACGAUGACUGGUACGCCCGUCGGGAGGACAACCCCAAUGUCCUCCUUGGAGCUCUCGUCGGCGGGCCCGACGGCAAUGACAUGUUCAGGGACGAGAGAGGGAACUACAUGCAGACGGAGGCCUGCACCUACAACACCGCUCCUCUCGUCGGUGUCUUCGCCAAACUUCACCGCCUGAGACGAAAAGAAGAUGCAGAACAGGAAGAUUCCAGCGCGUCGAUCUCUUCUUAUUAG